Messenger RNA from Penicillium odoratum, 495 nucleotides. RefSeq lists its product as uncharacterized. The transcript is spliced from 3 exons. NCBI's taxonomy places the organism in Eukaryota, Fungi, Ascomycota, Eurotiomycetes, Eurotiales, Aspergillaceae. Bases 1 to 495 code for a protein of 164 amino acids. The record is from RefSeq and is a predicted model, not a curated record.
AUGGUCGGAAUUAGAAAGGUUUCCCGAUCCGCCAAACACGAAGACUUUCGACGUCGAUUAGAGCGCGCUUUAUCACUGUCGCCUUCCGAUUCGGACAGUGCACAAGGUUCCUCUUCAUCGGCAGAUUGUGACACUACCGAGAUCGAAUCUCUUGAGGAGAACAACUUCCCCAGUCUCCAACGUGAGACGGCCCUGGUGGGUAGCAUCCCGCAUGAUGCCACCGAAGACUGGAUACAGAGAGAGAAUAUUGGAGAAAGGCAGAACAUUGGAGGAGAAUCUCCAACCGCGGACAAUCGUGUCAUGAUUGCCUUCCAGUGUAUCUCCGAACUAGACCCCCGAGUGAAGUCGAUCCAGAGCUCGCUGAGCACUCUUGCAGAUAAGACUGGAACCAUUCGCAGUGAUCUAGAUGAUAUUGUUCAACGAUUGGUAGCCGUGGAGGCAGCCAUAGAGACGAUAGCUUCGGAAAACCAGAGCACUACCGAGGAGAAUGAUUGA